GGGCGGGGGGGGCGGGGCGUGCGGUGACGCGUGCCCGGCCGGCGCGGUGACGUCACGCGCGCUGCCCGCCAUGCCGCGGGUUUACAUCGGGCGCCUCAGCUACCAGGCCCGGGAGCGGGACGUGGAGCGGUUCUUCAAGGGCUACGGCAAGAUCCUGGAGGUGGAUCUCAAGAACGGGUAUGGCUUUGUUGAGUUUGAUGAUCUGCGAGAUGCAGAUGAUGCUGUUUAUGAGCUGAAUGGGAAAGAUCUUUGUGGGGAGAGAGUGAUCGUUGAGCACGCCCGAGGCCCCCGGCGCGACAGCAGUUACGGUUCUGGACGCAGUGGAUAUGGUUAUAGAAGAAGCGGAAGAGAUAAGUACGGUCCUCCCACCCGUACAGAAUACAGAUUGAUUGUGGAAAACUUGUCCAGCCGCUGCAGUUGGCAAGAUCUGAAGGAUUAUAUGCGUCAGGCAGGGGAGGUGACAUAUGCAGAUGCACACAAAGGAAGGAAAAAUGAAGGUGUGAUUGAGUUCAAAUCCUAUUCUGACAUGAAAAGAGCCCUUGAAAAGCUGGACGGGACAGAAGUAAAUGGCAGAAAGAUUAGAUUAGUGGAAGACAGACCUGGAUCGAGACGGCGCCGCUCUUAUUCCAGAAGCCGAAGCCAUUCCAGGUCUCACUCUCGAAGCAGACAUUCCCACAAGAGCAGGAGCCGCAGUGCCAGCAGCAGUCGCUCCAAGAGCAGAUCAAGAUCCAGGUCUGUGUCCCGUUCCAGAAGCAAGAGCCGUAGUCGAAGCAAGAGCCGUAGCAGAGGCCAAAAAGAGAAAAGCAGGACUCCAAGUAAAGAGGAUAAAAGCAGGAGCCGCAGCAGGAGUGCAGAGAAAUCCCGAAACAAGAGUAAAGACAAAUCUGAGGGCACUCUCCAUAACAGUGAUGAGAGGGCAAAGAGCAGGAGCCACAGCAAGGAGAAGAGCAGGAGCAGGAGUAAGGACAGGGGAGAAACGAGGGAGAGCAUGAGGAGCAGGAGCAAGGAGAAGAGUAGAAGCAAAGACAGGGAGAAGAGCAUUAGCAAGGCUAGAAGUAGGAGCAAGAGCAGGGAUGAGAGUAGGGGCAGGGAUGAGAGUAGGAGCAGGAGCCACAGUAAGGAUAAAAGGAAAAGUAGGAAGAGAAGCAGGGAUGAGAGCAGAAGUAGAAGCAGGAGCCGCAGCAAGAGUGAGAAAAGCAAGAGGCGCAGCAAGAGAGACAGCAAAGCCAGCAGCAAGAAGAAGAGGAAGGACAGCCCUGAGAGGUCCAGGUCAGCUUCCAAAGAGAAGGAGCAUCUGAAAUCGGAUCCUGACAAAAAGGAGGCAAAAAGGGAGGCUGAGGAUGGAGCAGCACGGCGAGCAUCUCGCUCCAGGUCGAGGUCGAUUUCCAAGUCGAAACCAAAUGUCAAAUCAGAUUCUCGCUCCAGGUCUAAAUCGGUUUCAAAACCUGGAUCCAGAUCCAAGUCCAGAUCUAGAUCUGCCUCUAGGUCACACUCCCGAUCCCGGUCAAGGUCUCGCUCCAGAUCCUAACCUUGCUCCAACCACACCUGGAAUGGUUGGAAUAGUCUUUUGUACAUGUUCAGUAGCUGUAGCACAAGUGAAGUAGAAAACCUGUCGAUGCUGUAUGUUUUUCACACCCCUGGUGGGCUGGCUGGCACUGCAGUGCCCCCUCCCUGCCCUGCUCCCUGGUGCAAGGCUCUUCAGCUCAUUUUCUGUCCUUCAGAAAGGUUCUCUUUAAAUAUAACUCUUCCAAGAGCUCCCAAAUUGCCCUGUUUUCCAGGAAGAGCCUGGCAGGGAAGGAGCACUGCUCAUUGGUGGGUUUCUGAGAUGCCAGUGAUGACUGGUAGGUAGGUAUGAUGGCUUCAGCAGUCUUUGCCCUUGAACUGGUGCCCUUUGAUGUUUGCCAUUUAGUGGAAGUGCUUCAGUCUUUUAAGUUUCAUACUACUUUUGUUUCAUAUUUCUUUGGACUGACAAAAGUUGUGAAUAGCACAGUCCCAAGAGGAGAUAAAAAUAGGUACUUGCAGUAAUUCAUAGGGAAAAGGAGUAUCGUUCCAUAUUCUGGUAUGACAAUCUUCUGGUGACAAUAUCCUUGUUUUAUAUUAAAUUUUUUUAUUUUAUUUUUCCCUGUCUUGCAAAGUACAGUGAUUCCUGUUUCCAUGAAAUUUGAAUAAAGACUAUUUUUGCUUGAUGAUA
Molecule: messenger RNA, 2191 nt
Organism: Apus apus (common swift)
Lineage: Eukaryota; Metazoa; Chordata; Aves; Apodiformes; Apodidae
Gene: SRSF4
Product: serine and arginine rich splicing factor 4
Exons: 6
Coding region: 71-1528 (485 amino acids)
Biological process (GO): mRNA splice site recognition; alternative mRNA splicing, via spliceosome
Cellular component (GO): ribonucleoprotein complex; nucleus; cytoplasm
Molecular function (GO): mRNA binding
Source: RefSeq, a predicted model, not a curated record